AUGACCAUAGAAGUAGCUUUCGUGGCCAAAGAAGAUGAGGGCGUCUACGUGUCGUAUAGCCCCACGCAAGCUGUGGCCACCAAGGUCCCAGCGGGACAACACAGCAAAGAAAAUGAAUUCGCGAGUUCUGUCAUUAUCCGUCGCAAGGACGAUUCUACUCAGAUGGAUGGCUUCAUUGAGAAUGGCGCCAAAGCUGGAUUCAAGGGACUGAGAGCGUAG
Messenger RNA from Penicillium alfredii, 219 nucleotides. RefSeq lists its product as uncharacterized. The coding region runs from base 1 to 219 and encodes 72 amino acids. Lineage: Eukaryota; Fungi; Ascomycota; Eurotiomycetes; Eurotiales; Aspergillaceae. The record is from RefSeq and is a predicted model, not a curated record. The transcript is spliced from 2 exons.